CUUCUGCGAUGGUGCUGAGGCGACGCGAGGAGUCCAAGGGUCAGCAGCACCCCCCGCUGGCCUCGGAGACCCCCGCCCCAAAAUGGCUCGCGAGGUAGAUCUGAGUUUCUUGGACGAGGAGGAAGCCCAGCAGAUCUUCCACGUGCUGGAGCGGAACUCCCGGCUCAAAAGGGCCGAGAGGGAAAGGAUCAGCAAACUUCACAAGAAAAGAGAAGAUUCAACAGGACUUCUGGGAGUGACUGGAGAGUGGUUUGAAGAAAUACAAAAGAGAAAAUUUCAGAGUGAAACGGACAUCAGCAGAAUGAUUAAACAACCGCUAGCGCACAGGCUGAGAAAGGCCAUGAAAACUGAUUCUACAACUGUGAAGCCCUCUGCCUCUCAAACCCCCCAAGCCCAGAAACACGGAUCGCCUUCCAUCUUGGGAGGGCUGCGGACACCUUUUGUUUCUCUGUUCUCCUCCUUCAGGAAACCCAAAAGGCAGCCAUUGAAGCCUCUGCCAUCUCCGCCUCGGCAACACCAUCACCCUCCACGAUAUGACCGCUUUGUUCCGGGUCGCCGUAUGUCUUCCAAAGCGGAAGAAAUGGCAAAGACUGAAACCUGCAACUCUCCUUUGGCCACUAAACUAACAAAUAAGAAGUACGAUGCCAAGCAAGCUGAGGAAGACAACUCCUCUACCUGGAAUGACCAGCUGGAGAACGAGCUCUUACGGGUUUUGGGGAAUCUGGAUGAGCAGUUGGCACAGGAACAAGCCCAAGGUCAGGUGAAAAGGACUGCAAACGACUACGGCUACAAAACACCAGACACCAAUCAGUAUCCCACUGUUACCAGACAGAGUUUCCGGAGAGAAGUACAGAGGACUAACCGGAGCAUGUUUUUGCCUGAUGGGACAAGGACCCUGAGACCCAGUGAGGAACCCCAAAAUUUCUUCCGACCAAGGACACUUUACGAUACAUAUAUGAAAAAAUACCAUGUGGAAGACUAUGCAAGCCAGAAUGUUUUGGACAGAAGAUCUUCUGCUUCAAAUAGAUGGUUUUCUACGCGUUCUCUUGGACAUUCUUCUGAAGGCAGCUUGGAGCACCUUUCAGGCCCGUGUAGCACUGGGUUUCGACGCAGGGACUUCCCAUGCACAAACACAGUGAGCAGAAGUUAUUCUUUGUCUUCACUUUCUAGGUGCCAUUCUUCGGGAUCUGCUGAUGAGCUUUCCACAGAAGAAGAUCAGCAACAUCUUUUGGCAGCAGAAGGCAACAGAAGGUUCAUGCAGAGGAACUAUCACCACCGUUCCAAGCGAACUCCCUUAUCGUCUGUUGUGUGGAACACCCCGCACUCUUCAGAACGUUCAUUCGUUCAAGACAGGAUACUUCGGACACAAUCAUUAAUGGACUUCGGCCCUAAAUUUGAAGGUACCUAUACUUGUUCUCCUUGGGACAAUACGAAAUAUGAAUUUUACCGAUCAAACAUCAACCAGAGAAGAUCACUGCCAAUUCCCAGUCAUUCAAGCAGGGUUGGUUAUCCUGAUAAGCUUACAGACUCUCUGUGUUUUGAUAACUGGGAAAAGAAUGCAUUGCAUCAGCCUAAAAGGAAUAUUGCAAGCCCUCUAUACAAAUAUUCGUCAUUGCGUGGUAGGAUGCCCCUCUUCAGUAAGAGAUUUGCUUCUGGAAGAAUGGAAGGGCAGCCUUUGGGGCCUGAUGGUCACCAGUGUUAUAGCGAUGACCCCUUUCUCACUUCUAAUGCUGACUUUGAAAGGAUUCCAACUAAUCGGCAUGACUGGCAAAAUGCCUGUGCAAAAAACACGGGCUUACAACAAUGUGAGAGCAAUGCUCAAAAUAAUGUAGAGGAACACAUGAGGAACGUGGAUCAUUUAGAAGGUGAAACAGCUGAAGGUUUUUUGAAGCACACAAGAAGUGUAGAGAACCAUCUAAUGUAUACUUCAACAUCUCCUUUGCCAUUCAUCAGAGCAAGACCUUCCAAUCAGCCUGUCCUAUCUGAUUCCAAGGGCCCAGCAAAAUAUGCAGCACAAAGGCAAAAUCUAUUCACUAGAUCUGGACAAUCGCUCAUGAAGCCUUUAAUAACACACACAGAAGCCAAAGAAGGUUUUCAAACAGUUGUAUCAGAGGAGUUGAGGGAUACUGGCCAGUCGAGCAGAGCAGGCAAUGAAGACUGUGAAGAAGAGAUGUCGGGACCAGUUUCUGAGGAAGUGUAUACAAACUGUCCAGCUGAAUGUCCUCCAAAGAACUCUUUGUCACACAGCAGUACAUCUCUUAAACGACCUGUCUCGCUGGGUUCAAACAUGCAGGCCAAAUCAGCUUCCUCAAGGAAUACUGAAAAAAUAUAUUUAUCAAGCACUCAGAACAGGAAUGGACAAAACAAGGAAAAUGAACAUGCUUUAAACAGAGACCUUGAUCAAAAAUCUCCUUCUUGGUCAGUUGGGAGCAGAACAAGGGAUUCGUUUAUUCAAAGCUUGCAGCAUGGGGCACGUCAUUCUGAGAGCUUGAGGGUUUCCAUGCACAAGAAGCAGCGUGAGAAUAUUCGCUCACCUGGUUUCAGUAGAGCCUUGAAAGUAUUUGAAUGUGGUGCCUUAUCAGACCCUUGUACGGAAAAGCUAAGCCAGCACCGUAGUUUUGUUAGACAUGCAACUAGCAACAGUGUCACUAGUUCUCCCAGUAGUAGCCCUCCUAAAUCUCCAAUUACAUAUUACACCUUACCUAGAAAAUCUGCCAGCAUUGACGGUAGUGUUAUAUCGCGGACACCCCUCUCUUCUCCUAAAAGAAGCGUUCCAUUUGAAAACCGGGCAGCUAUGAAAAAUAAUUUGGAGACACUGAUAUCAAAUAGAAGUGAAAGAAUUUCUUGGAGUCAAAGAGACAAAAUUGCCUUGGCAAACCCAGCCCAUUCUUCAUUACAUAAAGAUGUCACCAAUGAAGGGAACGUUCCACGAACUGAAGGUCACCAUCCUAACCCUGCCGUCCAUGGAACCAAUCAGAAUGUCAGAAAACUGGAAAGAAGCACAAUUUCAUGUUGUCUAGACAAAUCAGAAACCACUGUGCUUUCUGACGGUGAAGAAAUGGAUGCAGAAAAAUCUUUGCAGAAAUGCAAAACUACCAGCAUGGUUACGGUUAGCGUUGACGAAGAUAAUAUCAAAUACCACGAGCUGAUUUCAGUUUAUUACACAUUACCACGGAAAUAUUCAAGAACGCUGGGUAAACUCUUUUUAGAUGACUCUAAUAGUGGAGGUUCUUCCACAUCCUCAGGAGAGAACCCCUCCCAGAAAUAUGUUCCUGCUGGUUUAGAAGCUACAGGCUUUCCUUGCAAUUUUGAAAAAGCAGAUUCUCCUGCCAAAAUAUCUACCACUCCUGGUAUAUCACAGAGCUCAAAAAUUCCAGAUCAAGGUGAAGUAGAAGGCCGCCAUGUUAGAAGUGCCAUUACGAACUUGGUUCUUGCUCCUCAUUCACGGCUUAUAGAGAGUAAUAGAAAAGAGGCAGUGGAACACCUAAUGCAUGCUGAGGCACUUAGUGCCAACAGACCCCCCAGCCUUACCACAACAAACCUGAAAAGUCCUUCAGGGAAUGUUACUGCACUGUCUUCUACCCUAAACACUAGGAACGUGCAAAAAGAGAGUCCCUCUGGUUGUCAGCCGUUGGAUGAAUCAAGUCUGAGCAACAACCCACACAUUCAUUCUUCUGGUCUGACGGAUAAUGGAAAAAGGAAAUGUACUUUAGAUCUCGCGACUGAUGCCCCCGUGAGCUCUACUGAAGAGAAAAUGAGGGGAGAUGCAAGGGUCAAGGAACGGGCACGUCACAUAUGCCGUAUUCUUGCCCUUCAUCGCAAAAAGGAGAACGGUUUGCAGCCAAGAGAUGAAAGUGUCACGAGAGGCACGGGUGAAACAUUAACUUCGCAGACCACUGUGCAGGCAUAUUCUGAGAAUCGGACACCUCAGGCGGAAGCAGCUACUGCAGUUAAUACCUCACUUCAACCAAAUAUUCCUGUCACCUGUGUUUUGAAGUCUCCAAACCCUAAGCAGGAACAGAUGUCGCAGAAUAACCCAGCACAUACAGUUUGUACAAGCUCACAAAUAGCUGUGAGUAGCUCAGUAGAUAGCCGGAACCUUAACUCAGAAGAUCAGCUCCCAGAUACCACACUAGAUUUGCCUGAUCGUUCAACAACUGAAAACAACCUUGCCUCGGACAAUGCUCACGGUGAAACAGAAAAAAGAAAAAACAGGUCUUCCAUUAAAAACAAACUGACGGGCCGAAGAUUUUCUAGUAAGAAAAACUUUAAUCCUAAGCCACACGUGAGCAGUAUAUUUUCACAGAAUGAUUCCCUUUCUUCAGAGACUAGCGGACCUUUGUUGAUUUCAUCCGACGUUCCCCAGUCCCUUCUGCAAAUUGGGGUUCAAGAUCAGAAUCAGAACCCUCUACCUGCUGAGCUAAAUAGCACCAUGUCUGGCAAACCUGAGAAUGAGAAAUCACAAACUGACGAGGGACCUCCUUUGCUUCCCAAUGAGAACAGGAGGCCGUUUACAAACUUGUGCAAUCAGAAAAGGGAAAUUGACGGUUCCAGACACAGUGAUAAAAACACGGAGAACAACCCUGCAGGUUUAUGUCAAAAAAGAAGCGAGUCCACCCUCAAUAAUUCCCAAGCUCAUAACGAGGGUCUAAAAAAUAGCACUUGCCCCUUAGUUUCCAGGGUGGCCGCUGGAGAGCCCAGUCAAAAGAACAAAGUUACCACAGCGGUUGGCGAGUCUUCCUUGUUUUCCCCUUCAUUUGAUAAAAACUCAAAACAACCAAAGGCGGUUUCCCUGACUGGAUACGACCACUAUCAAAACGUUAAGCACCCAAAUAGGUUGAAAAGCCAAAACCUACCGCAUGCCGAGCCAAGUCCUAGCAAACCGCAGCGUGAACGCCAUUUUUCUGAGAGUUCCUACACCCGGGAACCCCACAAGAUCCUGACCCCAAAAAGCAGCCUGAGCCACCACCACCGUAGAAAAUUUAAUUCCUAUUCUGAAUUGUUGUCCUGUGAUGAGAAUGAGAAUUGGGAGGCCUACAGUGACCGUGAGAGGACCUUUGGAUCGAGGCAAUUGAUGUAUCCGUCUGUUGACUUUGGCAUUUUCGGGAAAGAACAACAGCAAGCUUUCUUGGAUAAUAUAAAGAGGUCACUUACUGAGGGAAGGUUGUGGAGGCCGUGUCUUCUGAAGAACCCUGGUUUCCUGAGGAAGGAAGAGGGCUGCUCCCUGAGCAAGUCUGAGCUUUUGAACUCAAGUUUUGCUGAGGGAAAUAAGUCCAAAGAAGGUUCCUUGGAAAGGAAACCUGUCGACGUCUGUGAGGAAGAAGUCCCUGUGGGUUACUCAGAAUCAGACUCUGACACCACUACAGAUGAUGAAUACUACCCAAAUGAGCAUGAUAAAGAAUCUGAACUUUGAGAGGCUGGGAAAUGAGAUGAAGAAAAAGCUUUUAUCUUAAAAUGGCUUGUUAGUUCUUGGGCUGUUUGGUAACAUGUUAGGGAUUCUGAUGCACAGUCAUUGAGAUCUGAUUGUUCAAUGCAAGCAUGGCUGUGAUCACUGGGAAAACCACAAAAAAAAGCCCCCAUUUUUGUUCUGCUAUAUGCACAACCAGUCACCUUUGCAUGACCCUUAAAAGAAUGCUGGCUGUUAUGGCUGCGGUCUGGUCAUUUUAGCACCUAACGUUUUUCCACAUCCAUGGCUGGCAUCUUCAGAGGGCAUGUCACUGUAACAUGUGUUUCGCUCCAUGGCACAGCACAGUGUGAAGAUCAGCACAUCUUACUGUGACAUGCCUCUGAAGAUGCCAGCAACGGAUGCAGGCGAGUGUGUUUUGGCUUCUACCUGCAAAUAGCACCUGUACGGGAAGAGGUCUUUCCUAGUCCUUGUAGCUACAAUCUUAUUUUUAAAAAAAAACCCAAAAAAAUAGCACUGAUUGGACAUGAGACCUUCAAUAUGUAAAACAGGACACACCACUACUGAGCAACACCCCCCUCCUUUUUAUUAUCCACAUGCUCUAGUACAUAGGUGUCAAACUCGCGCCCCUCCAGAUGUUAUGGACUACAGUUCCCAUCAUCCUUUGCCAGAAUGAUGCUGGCAGGGGAUGGUGGGAACUGUAGUCCAUAACAUCUGGAGGGCUGCGAGUUUGACACCUGUGCUCUAGUAGGUCCCCCUAUUCUACUAAUGGCCAAACUUGCAUUCGCAUGGCGAGGAGGGUGGCUUUUGUGAGUCAAGACCAGCAGGCCAUGGCCACAACAGCCCAGAAAACCCACAAUAGCCAGUUGAUCCCAGCUGUGAAAGCCUUCAACAGAAUGAUUGGGCAGUGGCAAGGCCGUUGUCUUGGACCUCAGUCUCACAAGAGGCCUCAACUUUAGAUGCUUGUAAACUUGUUGCCAUUUGAUAAGUCUCACAACUUGUAUUUUAUAUACAUCAUGUCAUCUUUUGAUCUUAUUAUGGCAAGGGGGUCUUAAAGCUGGAAGUGGCCCGGUCCUUACAAAACCUCUGAGAGGGCCCCUGUGGUGGAAAUGAGAACGUAGUAAAGAAUCUUGGAAAGGAGCUAAUCUUCCUUUCAAGGCACCUGUGUAAUGGGCAGAGAUCAGUUCGAAAACUUUUCCUGCACUGAGAUGGAGAAAAGCUUCACCUGCUGAAUAUGUCCCUGCUAUGUAAUUGUUGAUGUAUGUAGGUCUUUCUGGAGGUGGGCAGGGUGACCAUCCUUGAGAUUUGGCUUGGAGAUCUCCCAGAGUUAUGACUGAUCUCCAAACAGCAUCAGUUCGCCUGGAGAAAAUGACUGCUUUGGAGGAUAGCUAUUAUGGUAUCUUGCUAAGGACCCUCCCUUCACACAGAAGCUAACCCCAAACAUCCAGGAAUUUCCCAAUGUGAUGUCGGCAAUCCUAGGGAAACUUGGACUCUUAUAUUCAGAUAAAGGUGACCAUCAGUCUUUGGUUGGGACUGUCAAAGACUUUCAC
Molecule: messenger RNA, 6954 nt
Organism: Sphaerodactylus townsendi
Lineage: Eukaryota; Metazoa; Chordata; Lepidosauria; Squamata; Sphaerodactylidae
Gene: EXPH5
Product: exophilin 5
Exons: 7
Coding region: 83-5413 (1776 amino acids)
Biological process (GO): multivesicular body sorting pathway; positive regulation of protein secretion; positive regulation of exocytosis
Cellular component (GO): endosome
Molecular function (GO): small GTPase binding
Source: RefSeq, a predicted model, not a curated record